This is a messenger RNA of Staurois parvus, 765 nucleotides long. The record is from the annotation of a GenBank genome assembly. Lineage: Eukaryota; Metazoa; Chordata; Amphibia; Anura; Ranidae.
UGGGAAGAAUUGCCCUUACAUUGGGGUCAGUGGGAAGAAUGUCCCUUACAUUGGGGGUCAGUGGGAAGAAUGUCCCUUACAUUGGGGGUCAGUGGGAAGAAUGUCCCUUACAUUGGUGGUCAGUGGGAAGAAUGUCCCUUACAUUGGGGGUCAGUGGGAAGAAUGUCCCUUACAUUGGGGGUCAGUGGGAAGAAUGUCCCUUACAUUGGUGAUCAGUGGGAAGAAUGUCCCUUACAUUGGGGGUCAGUGGGAAGAAUGUCCCUUACAUUGGGGGUCAGUGGGAAGAAAUACCCUUACAUUGGUGAUCAGUGGAAGAAUGUCCCUUACAUUGGGGGUCAGUGGGAAGAAUGUCCCUUACAUUGGUGGUCAGUGGGAAGAAUGUCCCUUACAUUGGAGGUCAGUGGGAAGAAUGCCCCUUACAUUGGUGGUCAGUGGGAAGAAUGUCCCUUACAUUGGGGUCAGUGGGAAGAAUGUCCCUUACAUUGGGGGUCAGUGGGAAGAAAUUCCCCUUACAUUGGUGGUCAGUGGGAAGAAUGUCCCUUACAUUGGUGGUCAGUGGGAAGAAUGUCCCUUACAUUGGUGGUCAGUGGGAAGAAGUCCCUUACAUUGGUGGUCAGUGGGAAGAAUGUCCCUUACAUUGGGGUCAGUGGGAAGAAUGUUCCUUACAUUGGUGGUCAGUGGGAAGAAUGUCCCUUACAUUGGUGGUCAGUGGAAAGAAUGCCCCUUACAUUGGGGGUCAGUGGGAAGAAUGUCCCUUACAUUGGU